Yamadazyma tenuis ATCC 10573 is the source of this 501-nucleotide messenger RNA. RefSeq lists its product as uncharacterized. The record is from RefSeq and is a predicted model, not a curated record. Lineage: Eukaryota; Fungi; Ascomycota; Pichiomycetes; Serinales; Debaryomycetaceae.
AUGUUCAGCUCAUCCUCCGCAAAGGCCCACAGUGCCAAUUUGAUUAGCAAGCUCACGGCGUCCAUCCACACACCGGAAACUUCUUCCUCGAAGAAGCCUGUGAGUUCGACAGAGCUUUUGGCAUCGCAGUUUUCUCAGCCUAGAUCAAAAAAAACUAUCAAAAAGCGUAACAAGACCAUCCAGAAAAAACAACUAAAAGACGCUAAAGAACUCAAACGUGUCAAAUACGAGCUCAUAAGGAGUAAGGCCCCUGCCACAUUGCCUCAAGAGCACCAAAAAUACUUAAAGAAACUAGUGAAAAGAAACAAGAACAUCAUCCUUGCCAAUGACCCCGAUCCUACGAUGGAAGAUUUUUCAACUGAUGCGUUACAAUCAGAAAUCUUAUCAUUCCACAAACCAGCCCCCAAGAAGUCAAACAAGUUCCGCACCUUCAAGAAGAAGAGCGUGCCGGGAUUGACCCCGGGCUUGGCUCCCGUGGAUUAUGAGUCUGACUCCGAAUAA